Messenger RNA from Enterobius vermicularis (human pinworm), 1254 nucleotides. NCBI's taxonomy places the organism in Eukaryota, Metazoa, Nematoda, Chromadorea, Rhabditida, Oxyuridae. The record is from the annotation of a GenBank genome assembly.
AUGGCAGAUGAGAGUAUGGAAGCCGCAAACACGCAGACGUUCAAAGGGCCUAUUUUUGGCACGACAGUUACUGUAGAAGUCGCAGAGAAGAAGUUGAAAGAGUACUUUAAAACCGGCAGUGUAUUUGGUUCAAAUUUUAAAAUAGUUCGUAUCGGAGUUGGGCAGGGGUUUAUGUCUGUGGUAGCUAGAAUCUACCCUGACUGGAAACCGGAGAACAAGGAUCUUCCUAAAACUCUUAUUGCAAAAAUAUCAAGUCUUGCAACUGUAGGUCAGGUAAUAAACGAUAAACGAUAUGCUAAAAAGGGAGGCAUUUUUGGAGAUGAUUUGUCUAUGCUUGAUAAAAUGGAGAGAUGUCUUAGCGGAGUACACAACGGAGAAGCCGAAUUUUAUAAUGCAGCUAAGCAGUAUAGAUUCCAAAUAAAAAUUCCAGAGGUUUAUUUCGCCGAGCGGUACUCAGAAAGUUGCCAGCAAGGCUAUUUUUUAAUGGAGGAUUUAGGAGAAGACGCUUUUGUCAUUUAUCCGUUCCAAAGAACGACAAUUGAGGAAGCUAAACAAGUGGUAAAACAACUAGCAAUUCUUCACAGUUAUUCUCUACAACAUACCGAGUUAAUCGAAUUAGGAAAAUUAGAUUAUUAUCAGCUUAUGAAGGAAAUGGGUAAUUCGGUGAUUACGAGCGCUAUAGAAAUGUUUAAAAAGUCUGCUAAUGCUGAGGUGAAAGCGAUUUGUGAAGAGCUGUCCAAAGAACUCAAUAAUAUCCUGGAUGCACAGUUUCUCCCAGCUCUAAAUGAGGAAUGCGGUUUACCUCCAAUUCUCACUCAUGGCGAUCUGUGGUCUUCAAAUAUAAUAUGGAAAUAUGAGGGCAACAGCAGAAAACUUGCUGGUAUUGUUGACUGGCAGGUAAUCCACAAAGGAUGUGCAGCAGACGAUUUAUUGCGCUAUUUUGCAUCAGCGCUUAGUCCUGCGGAUCGGCGACAACACUUUGACGAAUUGAUUCAGUACUAUUACGAAGAACUAGAAAAAAGUUUCGGUUUACCAUUGUCAUUCACUGUAUCACAACUGAAAGAUUCGGUGAUCCAAAGUCUGCCAUUCUUAAUGGUCGCUAUUCUGGUAGUAUUUGGUCCAAUGUCUGCUGUGCAGAUAGAGGAAAAGUUCCCAAACAAAAAAGAGGAAUAUAUGAAAAACUGUGAAGAAAGCGUUCUUGGAAUAAUUGAAGAUGUUCUAUAUUAUUAUAAACUUAAUUCCCAAAAACCUUAA